AUGCAGAUGUACAUUGUCACCCUCGUCUCAUUCUUUGCCCUCUUCUUCCCGCAAGAGACUACUGCAUUAAUCGCUAGCCCAGCGGCUCGUGCAAUCGUUCCACUAUCGCAGCCCACCUUGCGGUCACUACCACACCGCGUGGAUAUUUGCGGUAACACGCCGCGGUGGAGAGCCUUGCCACGGAUACUAUUUGAAUACCACGACCUGCGAGCAUCGACCACUAUUUCUCUAACGGAGACCGCGAUAACGUCUGGUGCUGGCCCUGGGCUUGAGACUGUAGCUGCAGUUGUCUUCGCUGGCGGUAUUGCAUGCCACCGCCACAAAAGCCUGAAGGCUCCCGAGAAGAUGACCAUAGCUGUAAAGAUCAAGGCGAGGAGCCUGAUUGCGACAAUGGCGGUGGCAACAACCCCUGGGGGCUAUGUGCGAGCGGAAACCGGCAGAACUGACCCUGCGAAGAACAAAACUGCCCAAAGGAUAAAACCGCUAGUUGCCCCGCCCAAGACUGCAAUGGCAAUGACUCCAGCCUGCAAUGCACCGCCAAAGUGCUGCCCUGAAAAGCUUCCGAAAUGUCCUGCGGAUGAUUUCAAAAGCGAUGAAGAAAAAGACGAAGAUAUGUGUAAAGCAGACAAGUUCAAAGGCCGUCCAUGCAAAAAUCCUGAUUUCGAGUCAAUGGACGUCAACAUCCACGAAACCUUUCCAGCCACGAACAAUGCUGCUGCCCUCGGCACACAGGCAGCAAUAUCUCUGCAGAAACUCUGA
Messenger RNA from Parastagonospora nodorum SN15, 759 nucleotides. RefSeq lists its product as hypothetical. The transcript has 7 exons. Lineage: Eukaryota; Fungi; Ascomycota; Dothideomycetes; Pleosporales; Phaeosphaeriaceae. The coding region runs from base 1 to 759 and encodes 252 amino acids. The record is from RefSeq and is a predicted model, not a curated record.